Bradysia coprophila is the source of this 678-nucleotide messenger RNA. RefSeq names its product (peptidyl-prolyl cis/trans isomerase) NIMA-interacting 1 dodo (gene dod). Gene Ontology annotation, cellular component: nucleus; cytosol. The record is from RefSeq and is a predicted model, not a curated record. Lineage: Eukaryota; Metazoa; Arthropoda; Insecta; Diptera; Sciaridae. Gene Ontology annotation, molecular function: protein binding; peptidyl-prolyl cis-trans isomerase activity.
UUCAUUCACUGUUCAUUCAUGCAAUGAACAUUUGACAUUUUGAUCUGUGUGUAAAACAACAAUUUAUUCGACCAGAUUUUUCAACUUUAAUUAAUUUCUGAGAAAUUUCAAAGGAAACUGUGCGAUCAACAAAGAAUAUCGAACAAAAAUUAACUGAUAAGAUGGCUGAUUCAACCAAGGAAGUCGUACCACCUGGCUGGGAGAAAAGACUUAGUCGAUCUACAGGCAUUCACUAUUACCUGAACCUUCAUACCAAAGAAUCACAAUGGGAAUGUCCCACAGAAAGCGCUGAAGCAGUUCCAUCCAGCAAUCCAGAGAAAGUUCAAGCGUCACACCUUUUAGUAAAACAUAAUAAAAGCCGACGACCUAGUUCGUGGCGAGAGGACGACAUUACCCGAACUAAAGAGGAGGCUCGAAAAAUCUUACAAGGAUACCAUGAAAGGAUUCUUUCCGGUGAGGUAACAUUGGCUCAACUCGCACAAAAAUAUUCCGAUUGCAGUUCGGCUAAACGUGGCGGUGACUUGGGCCCGUUCGGCAGAGGUGCCAUGCAAAAACCAUUCGAGGAUGCCACAUUUGCGUUGAAAGUAGGCGAAUUAUCGGACAUCGUUGAAACCGAUUCUGGGCUGCAUUUGAUUGAACGUACCCAAUAAGAUGUCAUUCGGAUUUUCAUUCAAAUUU